Zophobas morio is the source of this 1567-nucleotide messenger RNA. Its product is annotated as slit homolog 3 protein-like. Bases 248 to 1567 code for a protein of 439 amino acids. The transcript has 8 exons. The record is from RefSeq and is a predicted model, not a curated record. Gene Ontology annotation, cellular component: extracellular matrix. NCBI's taxonomy places the organism in Eukaryota, Metazoa, Arthropoda, Insecta, Coleoptera, Tenebrionidae. Gene Ontology annotation, molecular function: protein binding.
UUAACCCUCUCGCUACGUAUCGAUAAGUUCUGAUGGUUCAGGAAUUGUAUUCAAAGUUGCGGCUUUGUUCGGAAAGGUUACGGUCUAAUUGGAUCCUAUUUUUCAGGUGGGUUUGAUGAUCCGGAAAGGAGAUAUGUUGUACUUUUGGAUGGGGAGAAUUUCUGACCGCCGCUGAUUGGACUGAUAACGUCAGUUAUGACUUCCUUUUGGACGAAGAAUUGUCUACGUAAUCAAAGGUUACUUUAAGAUGUUCUUGGCCCGAUAUUUGGUGACUGGUUUUGUUUUGGCUCUUGCGUUCAUCCACUUCGCUGCACUAACUAUGAUCCUGCCACCGUCGUGUCCUCCCGAAUGUAUAUGCUUAUCUCAAACACAGGUGCUGUGUAAUUCGGGCGGAUUACGAGAGAUUCCGGUGAAACUUCUGCCUUCGACGGUGGAGCACCUCUCCUUAACGAGAAACCACUUUCCUGUUAUCAAGAGCGACGCUUUUGCGGGUUUGAGGUAUUUGAGGAAGCUGUCUUUGGAUGGCAACAACAUAUCAAUCAUUAAACCGUUCGCCUUCAGGGGUCUUCCGCGUCUUCGAGAACUAUCUAUACAGCAAACACCUCUGGCUACCGUCGCCCAGUUCGCCUUCGCCGGUCUACAGAACAUCACCUCCAUUUAUCUAAGCCACAAUAAAAUCAAGAAGGUGGAGGGCUACUCGUUCGCUGGAACCUCGAAUUUAAAGUUACUAGUGCUGACUAAUAACCCCAUAAUCAAGAUUGAAAGCAAUGCGUUUAGCGGUUUAACGAAUGUUGAAAGGCUGAAUUUCCCAUCGGGAGUGCGCGUUUUAGAGCAGGACGCAUUCAACGGCUUAGAUACCGUGGGAUUUUUGAAACUGGCGUUCAUGGAUCUGCCGGCGUUGAGGGAAGGAACUUUUAGAGGACUCACUAAUGUCGGCGUCUUGUCUAUACAGGAGUCCGAUUUGGGUGUGAUCGAGCGCGACGCGUUCGAAGGGUUAACGUUUAUUAAUAAUUUGUACAUUUUAAAUAAUAAAAUUGACGGCAUUCAAGAAUUAAAUUUGACGCAGGAGCAACGAAUCGGUUUCUUGAAGCUGCAAGGCAACCACAUCCUGGAGAUUCCGCGAGCAGAGACUCUCAACAUCGGUGCUGAUAAGCUGACUGUGAUAUCGAAUCAUUUUCCUUGUGAUUGUCACAUACACACCUUGUUAGAGGGACCUUUAGCGAACGGUAGUUUACUAGAAUUCAUAUCGAAGAAUUAUUGCAUAUCGCCGCUGGAAGUUAACGGAAGGCCCAUGAGUGACAUAGAUAUCGACUCGAUAGGACGAUGUCAGGAGGAGGUUACAAGAGGCAAUUUGGAGGCUUCCAAAGACUCAACAAGAUGUAGUUGGACAACGGAUAAUUUAUUUAAAGCGAUUGAACAUGUCGCGGAGUCGCUGCGGAGGCCCUCUAUUUUUGGGGCUGUAGUUAAUUUAAAUUCGGAGAAAGUGAUGAGAGCAACAUGUGGCGAAUAUGAGACGAAAUGGACAAACUCUUUAGAGAUAGAGUCGAUUUCGGGAAAGAUGGACUGA